AACUUGAACCAAUUACAUCGAGCGUUUAUUUAUUCUUUGUCCCGCCCGGUUUAUCAACGGGCUUAUCAGAUGAAUUUUGAGCUCAAAUAUCGUCAAGCAAAUAGCAAAUAGCAAAUACGACAUCUCCAUAAAGCUCAAAAGGGUUAUUCCUUACGUUCGCAUCAACUAAAACGACGAACAAGGCCAAAGUCGCUGUCAUCCAUCCUUAACAACUUUACGAUCUCUCACUCUAUCGGCUCGCUUCUCGUCGAAUAGCAUUGCCCAUCAUGUUCGCCCUCUCGGAAGAAUCCAAGGAGCGCAUUGGAAAGAUAAUUGAAAUCGGACGAGUCGCAAUGCACUACGGCUACCUGCCUCUGAUACUCUACUUAGGCUACACGCGCAGCGACCCACGUCCUUCGAUCAUCAAACUGCUGUCUCCUCUCUCGUAGUAUGUCAUGGCGAGGCGUAUACUAGAAGAAUCUCUGUAUUACUACUACUUCUGCUGCUUCGGCAAACACUAAGCUUUCGUUCAUGGUUAUGACCCUGAGGACGUCGGUAGACAUUUCGAGGCCUUACAGUGCAAGGGGGUGGCGUUCAUGAAAAGUCCAUGAUAUAUCCGUCUAUGCGAUGCCGCUUGGUGGCGGCUAUGUAAAGUAUAAUGAAUAAAGAAACUCUUAUACCACUUACACCGAUAUAUUGUCUCUAUAUUCUCAUACUUUACGUGCGAGUGGGCGAGUGGUCUGUUUUCUAAUGAAGUAGCGCCUAGUCUCGUUUCCCUCGAAAUGGAGUAGAGCUAACAGUAUCUGGCUACGAAUAUGGGAAAUUAAAUGGAAGAUGCGACGUCAAACCUGCUGACAUUGCCACCGAGAGCAAAGGAUUUCGUUAGUACUGAGGCUAGCUGUGUUCCGCUGCGAUCGCGAAGUGUAAUACUUACGCACCUUUCACCACCGAGUUUCGCUAAAAAUAGCGAAUUAAGACAAACAGCUUCAACGAAUAAAUUAUAAUAAUCAA
Messenger RNA from Daldinia vernicosa, 990 nucleotides. RefSeq names its product TOM7 family-domain-containing protein. Bases 267 to 428 code for a protein of 53 amino acids. NCBI's taxonomy places the organism in Eukaryota, Fungi, Ascomycota, Sordariomycetes, Xylariales, Hypoxylaceae. Gene Ontology annotation, cellular component: mitochondrial outer membrane; mitochondrial outer membrane translocase complex. Gene Ontology annotation, biological process: protein import into mitochondrial matrix; protein insertion into mitochondrial outer membrane. The transcript has 4 exons. The record is from RefSeq and is a predicted model, not a curated record.